Anopheles stephensi (Asian malaria mosquito) is the source of this 6341-nucleotide messenger RNA. It is a transcript of the gene MTA1-like, whose product is annotated as metastasis-associated protein MTA1. Bases 1446 to 4778 code for a protein of 1110 amino acids. The transcript is spliced from 14 exons. NCBI's taxonomy places the organism in Eukaryota, Metazoa, Arthropoda, Insecta, Diptera, Culicidae. The record is from RefSeq and is a predicted model, not a curated record. Gene Ontology annotation, molecular function: transcription corepressor activity; transcription coactivator activity; histone deacetylase binding. Gene Ontology annotation, cellular component: nucleoplasm; NuRD complex. Gene Ontology annotation, biological process: negative regulation of transcription by RNA polymerase II.
CAGUUUCACCUUACCCGUGAAUCAAAAUGGCGGAGCUUGGAAAAAGCGAACGACGCGUCCUGCCGUGCGUGCUGCUGAAAACCGAUUAAAAAAACGUACGCGGGGUUUUGUGAGACAAGUGCCGUGCCGUGAAAUAUAGCCGACGGACGACUGGUUGGCCAGCUGGUGGUGGUCAAUAGCGCUUGGGACUGGUGGUACGUAGUGUGGUGAAGAAGCCGUCGUGCGUGCAUAAGCAAUUCAUGCCCGAAGCAGUGCACGCCACGGACGGACACUUUUCAGGACGGAAACACAUGUGUGCUAUGACGCUUGGGACAACUCCGCUUGGAUGCAAAACCACUUCCUUCAGACCAUCAUCAACCGCUCACAGCGUGUAGUAGUAGUACCAGUCAGCAUACCGCGGCUGUCGAAUUAAAGUUUCUCUUCGGAUUCGUGCGUGGAAGUGGGUAGCAAGUGCAAGAAAAAUUAAUCGCACUAUUAUCAUCGAUGCUGUCUGAAAAAAUCGACGCAUUGGUAAAAACAACGGAAGAAGGCAGAAAAAACGAAGAGUAAACAACAAGCACGACGGGACUCGCUAGAGAAGUGUGGUGCGCGAGAUUGUGUUGGUGGAGCCGCGGUACGUGCGCGUGCGUGUGUAUGUGUGAAUGUCUUAUUUGAAUACUCGUAUCUUCUGAGCUGCCUGCUCUCCUUUUCGCCUACUUUUCUUCGGUGGGCUGGCUGUUGCUUAUGUUGCGCGAGGUAAAGCAACGCGGAAGAUACGCCAGGAGGCACCAUUUUUGGGAUCAUCAGUAGUGGAAGUGUAAAUGAAGUACAGGCUGUCAUAGGGAAAAAAGAUCUGGCCGCCGCCUGCUAAAAGGAGUGUGUUUUGUGUGCGGCGGUAGUGUGUCGGCGACCAGUGUAUGCGCUCUUGCGUGUUUCCGCGUGAGUGUGUGUAUGUGUCCUAGUGUGUAUUUUGCCCCUGCCACUGUUAAUGAGGCAUCGAAGGAAAAGGUGCAUUGUUUAUGCUCACGAGAUAAAGAGAGGGAGAGUGUGUGCGCGACGUAUAGAGAGAGAGCGAGAGAGAAUAUGAGAAAAAUUCGUCGCGCUGUGUGUCGUUUGAGUCACCUUCCUGUUUUGUUGGGCAGUGUGUGAAUGUGUGAUAGAAUUUUCCCAUCCCAAGAGAUGUACAUGGAAAAGGACGCCUGAAAACAGCAAAAGGACGUACCUAGAACGCAUGCAGCUAUACUAUCAGGUAUUGAAAUAAAGUAAAAACACAGAAGUAAAGCUGAAACGGAAACCGGAAAAGGUGAUACAGAAAACAGAACUACUCCUGCACGAUCGGAAUAUUAGGUCCACGGUGUAUCAGUAGGAUCUUCGGCGACGGGCGCCUUUCUUAAGGCGCCAGUGUGUGUAUGUGUGUGUGCGCGUGAAUUUUGCAAAGAGAUAACUAAACAAACAACAGCGCAACUAUGACAACCAACAUGUAUCGUGUCGGAGACUAUGUCUACGUAGAGACAUCGUCGACGACACCGUACCAGAUUCGGCGUAUCGACGAGUUGAACAAAACACCGAACGGCAAUGUUGAAGCGAAAGUGAUGUGUUUCUACAGACGGAGGGAUCUUCCGACACCGCUCGUGCAGUUAGCCGAUAAGCACCAGAUGGCCACAUCCGAGGACUCCCCGGCGGCGAUGAAGUUGAAGAAAAUGUGGCUCAAGACACCCGUCAGCGAAGAGCAAGCCGCCCAGGCGGUACUGGAUCCUGCCCUAGUUGCGCUAGAGGAAGAACGAAACAGCAGUCCCAACAGUGGUGGAGGCGCUGGGGAACGUGGGGAACAUCUUAACCCGAAACAGCGGCACCAGAUGAAGCAGCGGGAACUGUUCCUGUCGCGCCAAGUCGAAACGCUCCCUGCCACCCAGAUACGGGGCAAAUGCUCCGUAACGCUGCUAAACGAAGAGGAAUCAUUGCUCAGUUACUUGAACAAAGACGACACAUUUUUUUACUGUCUCGUGUUCGAUCCAACGCAGAAAACGUUGCUCGCGGACAAGGGUGAGAUUCGGGUUGGGGCACGGUAUCAGACGGAUCUGCAGCAAAUGUUGAAACCGGGCGAGAAGGAUGAUCGUAACAUUGAGGAGCUGGAGACGCUUGUGUGGACACCGCAACAUUCGCUAACCGACAAGAAGAUCGAUCAGUUUCUGGUAGUGUCGCGAUCGGUUGGCACCUUCGCGAGGGCGCUCGACUGUACCAGCUCCGUCAAGCAACCGUCCCUACAUAUGUCUGCAGCAGCUGCAAGCCGUGAUAUUACCUUAUUUCAUGCUAUGGACACGCUCCAUAAACACAACUAUUCGAUAGAGACUGCAAUGUGUUCGCUGGUUCCAUCGAGCGGGCCAGUUCUGUGCCGGGACGAGAUGGAGGAAUGGAGUGCCUCCGAAGCGAACCUGUUCGAAGACGCACUCGACAAGUACGGCAAGGACUUCAACGAUAUCAGAAACGACUUUCUACCGUGGAAAACCCUGAAGAGCAUAGUGGAAUACUACUACAUGUGGAAAACGACAGAUCGCUACGUGCAGCAGAAGCGUGUGAAAGCGGUCGAGGCGGAAUCCAAGUUGAAACAGGUCUACAUUCCGAACUACACCAAACCGAGCCCGGCAUUGAUAACGAACAACAACAAGGGUAUAUUGAACGGCAACUCGAACGGGGGCAGCGUGGAAAUGAUGAUGUAUAGCAGUACCAAGGCAUGUGAAUCUUGUGCUACUAUGGCUUCGCCGCAGUGGUACUCCUGGGGUCCGGUACACCUCAAUAAUCGGCUGUGUCAGAACUGUUGGAAUUAUUGGAAGCGUUACGGAGGCCUUAAAGUUGCAUCUAGGCUAGCGGACAACGGAGAGGUCGAUCCGGUGGCUACGAUCAACACCACUAGCAGCAAUGCAUCGCCGGUUUCGCUGAAGAAGCGGAGCGCUGGCAGCGAUAUCGAUGAUGAUCUUACGAUUGUAGCUAGUUCCGGUCCGAUCGGUGGUCUGGGCGGUGUGGCUGCUGCCACUGGUUCUCCUGGAGGGUUGAGUAAUCACCGACCGCAUAGCCCAUCGUUUAAAUGUUCAAUUGUGAAUUGUGGCAAGGAGUUCAAGCUAAAGGCUCACCUGGCUAGGCAUUACGCACAGGCCCACGGUAUACAGAUUCGAUCCGGAUCGCCGCGACCCAUCAUGAAAACGCGAACCGCAUUCUAUCUGCACACGACACUAACGACGCGACUGUCCCGACGGUUAUGUCGACACAUAAUACGAUCGAAAAAGGCAGCCCGUCAACCGUCUUACGCUAUUAACAUAGCUAGUGUUAAGCAAGAGUUUGCAAAUGCGGAAGCUGGCAAAAGCUUAACGGAGAUCCGACGGUUGCUCACGUUCCGGAAGAAGGAUCGUGGAAGCGUAACACACAUCGCGAACCGGCUCGGCAAUCCGGGCGUCAGCGUUAACGAAUGGUUGGUGCUAACACCGAAGGAAAACAUGCCGAAACCGGACGUGGUAGCUUUUCCGAAACCACCGAAAGCCCCGGACGGUACACUGUUGUACGAUCGGAUACCAAAUAAGGGUGAAGAGGCUGGUAGCAAACCGACGAAUGCGGUCGCCCCCUCGGCGGCCGGUGUCCUUGGAGGAGCAGCGUCAUUGCCGGGAACGGUGGGCGGUGCGCUCAGCGGCAAAUUGGCACCACUGGUCGGAUCCGGUGGAUUGGCGGUUACACCGAUUGUGGUUGGAGGUGGUGGUAGUAAUAGCAGUAUCGCAGCAUCAGGUUUUUCUGCAGUGACCGGAAGUGCAGGUAGUACCGGUUCGACUGCUGGUGGAGCCCUGCCGGCAAUCAAUCUACACGCAAGCACUUUGUCAUCUAAUAACAGUUCACCGAGUGGACAGCCGUCUACCGGCAGCAGCAUGGCAUCGUCUGGAGCGACAUCGUUGAAACGUCGACCGUAUGAAGAUGCAAAUGGAAUCGAUGCUACCGUAGCACCACCGGCCAAGCGACCUAAUAAGGACCCUAGACCAUCGCAUCGGCCAACUCCUGAACAGUACGCGGCAAUGAUUGCAGCCGCACAAUCCGCUGGACAACCUCUUCCCCGACACCAUAUGAAUGGAAAACCAAAAAUUGCCCAAAUGGCUCGAACUGGUUCCGGACGAAAACAAGUGAUCAGCUGGAAUGAUGCGCCGGAUGAUGUGUUUUACCGUUCUACCAAAGCGGGCCGUAAAUUACGGCGCGAAAUUCCAAUAGUAGAGUUGCGUCGAGCGGCACGCAAACCUUGGCGAAAUUUGCACCCGAAGUACUCGGCGAUCGUGGCCGCCCUCUUGCCAGUGGCCUCUGCGACACCUAGUCUACCGGCACAGCUUACCGCCCAGCUGGGUCACGCAGCACAACUAGCAGCGGCGAAUGCGGUGCAGCACCCCACUACGGCUAACCUAAAUCUUAAUCUCAAUUCAGCGGCCGUAGCUGCAGCGGCAGCAGCCUUGGCCGGCGUUCAUCCACUAACAGCAGCCUCGAGCCUUGCCCUCAGUGGAUCGUUGGGUGGCAGUGGUGGUGGUGGAGGAGGUGCUGGUCCUGUCUUAUCGCCAGUCGGAGGAGGUGUACCUUCGUUGCCUGGAGGACCCACCGGAACUUCGUUAGUGUCUUCCGGGACAGCUGCUUUGACGAACAACAGCAGCAGCAGCAGCAGCAGCAGUACUAACAACAGUGGAAGCAGUAGCAGUAACAAUAGCAGUAGUGGUGGUGGCGGUGGGGUGGCCGCUACCGACAGCAAUAAAAGUGAUCUACAGGUUGUAAUCCUAGACUGACCCGAACCGUCGAAGAACAUGCACUUUUCCCAGCAGCAGCAGCAGCAGCAGCAGCACCAUCAACAUCAUCAGCAACAGCACCACCGUCAGCAACAAUCCAAUAUGACGAAUUCACAUAGACACCAACAUCAGCAGUACCACGCCCAUAUUCAUCUGUCUCACCAUCCCGCGUCUCAGCAAGGAAUUCACCAUCAGCAACAGCAACAGCAACAGCAGAACUUACGCCACUACAACAAUUCUCACCUGCAGCAACACCAGUUACGUCAACAGCAGCAGCAGCAACAGCAGCAACUGUUGCUACAGCAACAAUUCCAACAGCAUCAAUCCCAGCAGCAUCCAUCGCAACUGGCGCCACCGAUAACAAACCAUAACAGUUAUCAUCAGCAUAGUCAUCUUUUACAUCGACCACAGAACCAAUCGCAGCAACAACCGCCACAUCCGUACACCAUGGAAGCACUGCUCAAUUAAUAUGCUACUAUGCAACACACACACACACACACACAAACGAUGGCAAUGCAAUUCUGUUAACAGGGAAGCAAAAUCAACACUUGUUGGAUGCUUAGUAACGAUGGAUCCGGUCGCGCAUAUGUGAGACAACUGCAGCUCUGCAAGUUUUGCAUGAAUGAUGCUGUAUUGUACAAAGCAAAAAAACGAAAAAAAAACAGAAAAUAAUCACUCGCUGGUUGGACAUAGGAGUGACUGAUUGUGGACUAAGUCGAGUUUCUUUCCAUUGCACCGUGAGUAAACAAACAUGCAUCUUUUUGAGUAGUAGGGUUUAGUUUUAAAGAAAACCUAAAAAGACUAAGGACACUGACAGCUACAAAUUAGCGAAACACACAAACACACCGACACAUACAGUUACACAACAAAACGUAAUGGAAGGGAUCAUACAGAUAAGCAUUAGUAGCAAAGCGAAUAGAAGCGUACGUGCGAGACAGAUGAUGAUGAUGAUGAUGGAUGACGAUGAGUAGGCAUUAGUUAGAAUGAAACAAUGGCGCUAAACGAGAAACCGGUCGGUCACUCGACGGAAUGAAUGAAUGAAUGGACGGAUGGAUUGUGUAGUGAUGGAUGAUUAAGAGCAGGAGCAGGCAGGACAACGGUACGAUGUUGCUCCAAAUUUUAGUUGAUAAUGUAACGAUCUAAAUUAGAUGGACGAUCCUAGAAAUAAAUAGAAUGGUUCUAAACAAACUUUAGCAAGGACUGCAUAAGAGAGAAAUGAAUUAAGAGAAGAAGAAAAAAAAACUCGGACCAUCUCGAACCAUAUGUGUGGUCAGUGCGCAACAACAGGCUAUCCGCACCUGAUACCAGAAGAUGCCCAUUUACAUUUUCUAAUAGAUAUGUGUAGAUGCGCGUAUGUGGAGCGAUGCACUCUGUGGUCUUAACAUUGUAGCAGCAUACUCUCGCGCAAGGAUGAUAGAUGAGACAAAGCGGAAAACACACACACACACAAACACAUUAUAUUAUUACAACUCGUGACACGACGAACGUGAACGUACAACAUGAAAGUACGUAACAAAGAAUUGGGGUUAAAAUGCUCGAAAUACACACACACAUAACAAUACA